AAUAUUGUGCGUCUGCGUUUCCUAACAACCGCUUAUUCACAACACGUGAAUAUACACCAAUCCAUACAAAAUGUAGGCCAAUUGCGAGGCAAGUCAAUACUACGCCGAGCUCUCACGCUUGUGAACUGUUGCUUUUGCGCCGAGCUCUGCUAGAUUUUGGAAAUACGAAGGAGAAAUUCUCUCAACAAAACCGCCAACAUGGCCAUCAUGAAGAGGUGUUGCUGUUUUAAUGAUACCCGCAGUGGUUCAAUGGCUUCUGCUAUAUACUCUCUGAUUUACGCAGUAAUAUUUUGCGCGUUGUCCGGUGCGGGCUUUGCUCUCUUGAACUUACUAGGUGGCAUUGUCCUGGUCAUGUAUUAUUUGAGUUUUGUGGUCUAUGGACUGGUUUUCGUCUGCUCCAUUAUUGGCAUCGUUGGCGUUUCCAAGGACUCUGCCGGACUGAUUAUUCCGUAUAUCGUUGCCGUGCUGGUCAUGAUGAUUGUUGAGCUGGCAUCCUACAUUGUGUGGCUGUCUGUACUGGGUUUUGCAGCGAUUUUACUCAUCAUCCCGUUUGUGAUCUGGUUACUGCUUCUAGCACUCAAUAUUAUGUGUCUGUUGUGCGCCAUCUCCCAAUACCAAGAGCUGAAGGCAGGGCGUGGUACCGUCCAAGACAUUCAGGCCGCAAAUACAACCACAACUGUGAUCAUGACCGGUGGUCCAGUGAUCACGCAGCAGGCCCCAGCAGGAACCUUCAUCGUACAGCAGCCUCCUCCGGCCUACGGACAGCCCAUGAUCCAGCAAGGGUACGCACAGCCACCACCCCAGACUGGGUAUGCGUACCCGCCCCCACAACAGCCCAUCUUGAACCAGCCCGAUGACGGAUUCAAAGCUUAAAUAAAACCGGGGCCCACUUAGCAUUGAAUUCCUUCGCAGAAAGUUACAAUACUGCUAACAAAAUUAUGUUAUGAGCUAAGCCAAAAAAAAAAAACAUACCAAAAAAGCAAGAGCCAACUUCAUGUAGCUGCUGUGCACAGAAACUCCAGGGGGCAUUUUCAUACGGCCAGGGGCCAUUUCCAUAAGUACAGAGACCAUUUUCAUAAGUCCAGGGGCCAUUUUGAUAAGUCGAGAUGCCAGUUUCAUUAAUUCAGGGGCCAUUUUCAUAAAGUUCAGAGGCCAUUGCCAUAGUAGUCCAGGGCCACGAGUCCGGGACCAUUUUCCAAAAUGUUUUGCUUAGUAACAAGAACAUGUAAAGAAAAGGAAAAGAGGAGACUCGAAGUCAAUAUUUUACUGUCAUGUUAAGACCGGAAACCAUCAGAGCUGGCCCUAAAACGCGGCGAAAUAAACAUAUACGCAGGCCCCUAUGUGAAUUGUUUUGAAUUGCGCCCAAGAAAUAAUAAUGAAAUACUUUACUUCUUGCUUGUUUGAAAUUUGAGACUUUGUUUUACAUUUGUGUUGUUUGUGCAAGAUACUUUUGUGAUACCUUGUAGUGUAUUUUUUCAAGUACCUCAACCAAUGAUGCCUUUCACAUUAUAUAUAUUUUAUUGCACAAUUUUGAUAAACAAACAAGAUUUUGCUUGAUUAACUACCGUAAAUUAGUUUGCCAUACCAUAAAAUCAUUUUCAGUAUCUUCACCAAUGAGGCUUUUCACUUAUUAAGAUGUUUACUUUUUUCAUGGAAAUAUUUCGUAGCAAAAAGGUUAUACUUUACGUAUAUUUAUAUACUACUUUGUCCGUUAACUUGUGAAGUGUACUUUUGCCAUUGCUAGUCGUUAUCCCCCAGUAGGCUCCUAUUUUGCCAAUGAGGCCUGCUCAUCUUACAAUGUGGCGCUGUUAUGAGGCGUUUAAAGGAUAAUAUUCUAGGAAUCUAAAGAAGUUGAUGGUAUUCUUAAAAUACAUGCGUGUGAAAUCUAAUUGGUCAGUAUUUUAUUUCUUUUUUUUUUCAGUAUGUUUUCUGUUUGCAGGGGUUAAAAACUAACAUUAUUACGCAAUUGCGGGUUAUUUGAAGGAAACAUUUUGAAAGCUAAUCAUGAUAACUCUGACGAACUCUAUGUAUUUUUAUGCAUAAUUCUGAAUGGAUAUUUGCUUCAAAAGCGUGCAAAGUGUGACAAAAUUAUUCAUUGUCUCACUUCCUAAUUGAAACAAACCUCACACUUUAAUAAGCUGUAAAUAGUGUUUGUAAAGAAUAUGCAGAUUUUUUUUCAAAUUCUGUAGUUUAUUUUUUCAUAUUAAUCACCCUACAUUGGAUAUUUUGUUAUUUUGUUGUAGGUUGCACAAAGCAGCUGUUGUUUGUUAGUUUUUGCAUGUGAGCAAUUCCAGCGUAAUGCAAUGCUCGUGACAUAGCUAUUUAGUGUUCAUAAACCUGAAAACGUAUUUUCAAAUCUUACAUCCAUCAUUACAGACUAUGGGUUUUGAAUCAUUUCUCUAAAACACAAAUUAGAUACAUGUAUCAUGGUUCAUUUGCUCUGUCACAGAUACACAUUUACACUUCCUUUCAUAAAGCUGGAACUGCCCAUAGGCCUACACUAAUUUUAGGAAUAAUGGAAUGCACGUCACUUAACGAGUAAUAUUCUUGUAAAUAUUUUGGAGAGUUAACUGAAAGCAGGCUGACUACAUGUAAAAGCAGGAUGAAAUAUUAUCCUCAAACUGAAAAUAUAUUAAGCAGGACGGCCUGUUGUUAUUAAA
Patiria miniata (bat star) is the source of this 2660-nucleotide messenger RNA. RefSeq lists its product as uncharacterized. The transcript is spliced from 7 exons. The record is from RefSeq and is a predicted model, not a curated record. Lineage: Eukaryota; Metazoa; Echinodermata; Asteroidea; Valvatida; Asterinidae. Bases 199 to 873 code for a protein of 224 amino acids.